Molecule: messenger RNA, 360 nt
Organism: Lycium barbarum (goji berry)
Lineage: Eukaryota; Viridiplantae; Streptophyta; Magnoliopsida; Solanales; Solanaceae
Exons: 1
Coding region: 1-360 (119 amino acids)
Source: RefSeq, a predicted model, not a curated record
AUGAAGAAGUGUGCUUUUGGGGUUGACAAAGUGGUGUUCUUAGGUUUUGUGGUGAGUGUCCAUGGUGUUGAGGUUGAUGAAGAAAAGGUGGAAUCCAUUAUAACUUGGCCAACUCCCAAAAAUGCAACCGAUGUGAGGAGUUUCCAUGGGUUGGCAAGUUUCUAUAGAAUAUUUGUGAAGGGCUUUAGUACAAUUGCUUCCACAAUGACCGAAUUGAUUAAAAAGGAGGUUCCUUUUGUGUGGGGGGAUGAGAAAGAAAAGGUAUUCCAAGAAUUGAAGUCUUUAUUGAGUUCGACACCCUUGUUACAAUUGCCAAAUUUUGAGAUGACCUUUGAAGUAGAGUGUGAUGCUUUGAAGUAG